AUGCUUCGAACUGUUCAAAGAACACCGCGAGUUGUGCCACUGCCAGCUGGAUCGCUAGCAAAAAUGGCCAAGCACUACGCUCCGUUUUCUGUCCGAAACAGUUGCCAGGUUGAAACCAUAAACUCGAAUGGGCUGGAGCUGAGCGCGAUGAAGGGAAACAACAAGUACUUUGGUCUGGAUCCCAGCAUACAUUACAACCACACUCUGAGAAUCUACCGCAACCAGAACAAGACCAAGGAAUACAUUCAGAAGAAUGACAUUUUUCUGUAUAUCCAGAAUUACUUGCUUCAUAAGGACCCUUUGCUAGAAAACCGAGUCGCUCUUAUCAUGCUCUCCUAUUAUUUCAAAUUGGAAGAGAAAAAGCUUGAAGACACAUGUGAAUUCGUGGAAUUCGAGAAGAAAGCUUUUGAUACACUCGAUAUGGAAUUGAACAAGCUCUUGGUGGAUAUGCGCAAAACCAUUAGAAUCGAAGCAAUGGGAUUAACUUGUCAGAAGAUGCUCAAAAAGUUCCAGAAACUUUUGCCAGUUCCGAUGAGUGAGAAGGAAAUGGAAGCACUUAUGGGGGUGCUCAAGCAUCUGUUCUCAUUGGCUCAAUGUACACAAAAGGAUGCUGAGAAUGUGUCAGUGCUGAUGUAUACGUACUGUGCGACACUGAUUCCAGGAGUGCAGAAGAUUGUGAAGCGAGACCACAGUGGUUUCUUCCUAAAAGCGAAUCGGUGA
This is a messenger RNA of Caenorhabditis briggsae, 720 nucleotides long. The transcript has 4 exons. Gene Ontology annotation, biological process: innate immune response. Gene Ontology annotation, cellular component: membrane raft. The record is from RefSeq and is a predicted model, not a curated record. NCBI's taxonomy places the organism in Eukaryota, Metazoa, Nematoda, Chromadorea, Rhabditida, Rhabditidae. Bases 1 to 720 code for a protein of 239 amino acids.